Messenger RNA from Megalopta genalis, 2613 nucleotides. RefSeq lists its product as uncharacterized. The record is from RefSeq and is a predicted model, not a curated record. Lineage: Eukaryota; Metazoa; Arthropoda; Insecta; Hymenoptera; Halictidae. Gene Ontology annotation, molecular function: 2-oxoglutarate-dependent dioxygenase activity.
UCUACAUAUAAAAUAGUUUCCAAAGGACUGUCUAGUUUUGAAUUUGGUUGGAGCUGCCUGCAGGAUACUUGAAUUCUGGAAUUCCUGUGUAUAUAUUAGCUUACAUUCAUCUUCAUCUGACACGUGAACAGGAAAUUUCCUAUUAAGGUAUUCAAUUAGUUGAAUUGAGCGAGCAGACCUUCAGCUUUCAUUCGUUCGCUCGUUUCACGUAAGUCGUCGUAAGAAGAUGCGAAAGUUGUUAGGAGAAGAAACAAGAGUCUGCACCAAUCAGGGAAUGAUAGUAUCUGUUCCGCAAUCAAUGCAAACCUUCACAUUUUGACGAAACAGAAGUGGUUCAAGGCUUAAUCACGGCGCAUGCGUGCGCACGAUGUGUGUGUAAAAGUGACAGUAAAAUUCGUAUUGUAACAAGCUUGUUGGAUGUUGUAUCCAAGAUAUCAUUACCGAUACUAUUUGGAUCAACAUAUUUUCAUCUGCAUAUGUAUUUUAUUCUCGCAUUUGGAACAUAUAAUGGAGGAUUAUAUUAUAUUGUCAGACUAAUUCAUUGACAUGAAUAUGUAUGCAGUGUACACGUAAUAAACAACAUCAAAAUAACAUGAACAAUAUCUAUUAUAAUUGAACUACAUGAUACAAAUUUGAAGUGCGAUUGUAAGUUCACGUGUAUUUACAGUCGAAGAAAAGACAAAAAAGAGAAAUUUGAAUCGACAUAUGAUUUAUAAAUUUUAUUACAUACUUAUGGAUGAUGACAAGAGUAUUACUAUUAAAUUCAAAUGAGACUACUACAUUGUCACAGUAGUAGGAGGAUGAAUGAACAGGUAGCAUGAAGAAACUGAUAGUGAAAUUUAUUUAGAAGAGACUUUACACUGAAUCUCCAAUGGUUAAAAGAGAAUUUUUAAUAUUUACCUUCGUCGGUAGUAAUGGAUGAAAGUGAUAACGCUUUAGAAAAUGUACAAGAAGCAUUUUUAGUUUUAACAGAGAGCUUUCUGAAGCAAGGUGCUUCAUUGUCAGAAUUGAAAUCUGUCAGUGUAAGAAAUCAUGCAAGGCACAAAAGAAGUUCUGUCUUCCAUUAUCUGUGUUCGAAGAAAGCUUUCCUUGUCUUAUUUGCGCCAAUAUUUUGUACUAUAUUUUUAAAAUAUUUAUAUAUCGAUAUUGUUAAAAGUGUGAGAGGAACUAGAUGCUUAGUACCAAAUAAUUAUCUUAUAUGGGAAUUUACGAGGCCGAUAUCAAAUUGCGAUUAUUGUAAAGAUGUUACAACAGCUUUAAUUUUACCAAAUCUGACUAGAGAGGAAUUUAAACAAUACGCGUAUUCCUCUCGACCGAUGGUGAUAAAAAAUGCUGCAAGUAAUUGGCCCGCUUCGAAAGUAUUUAGCUGGAAAUUCUUUAAAAAUUUAUAUGAAAAUAUAGAGGGUGCUUAUGAUUCAGUGGAAGAAUGCCAGUUCUUACAUUUUAAAAGUAAUUUCACUAGUUUAAGAGAUGUCUUUGCCAUGAGCGAGGAUAGAGCCCUGCAACGCAGUGGACAAGCACCUUGGUAUGUUGGUUGGAAAAAUUGUCAUCUACAAAUUUUGGAUACAAUGAAACAGUUUUACAAUCUACCUCAUUUUUUGCCAGAGGAUGCGGAGGUUCCAUAUACCAAUUAUGUUUUUUUGGGAUACGAGGAAGGUGCCAUUAUGCAUCUGGACUACAUUUCUCGUCUAAUGUGGCAAGGACAAAUCUUGGGUAAUAAAAGAUGGACUGUGGCUCCAACUCCAGAAUGUGAUAGUAUUUGCAGACGUUUUAACUUUACUGUUUAUGCUGGGGACAUUAUCCUUUUAGAUACAAGAAUUUGGUAUCACAGCACUUAUGUCAUAGAUGGAAAAUUCAGUUUAACAGUCACCUCUGAAUAUGGAUAGAUGGUUCUUCCAGUAUUUGUAAAAAAGAAUCUUCCAAUAAUUUUGGAAACUAUAUAGAUACAGCAUUCUAUGUGUAUUUAAAGGUUUUUUAAUUGUGGAAUUAAAAAAUCCAAACGUUUUAGUGAACUGUUGAAUGAAGAUUUGUAUAUCUCUAAAAAAAAUUCAAUAUUGAUGCAAAUGCUGUUAACGACCAGCAUUUAAGUGUUAAAUUAGUUUUGUAAAACAUUCUUAUCCAACUAAAUAUUUAUAGGUGCCAUUUUGUAAAUGGAAGUUAUAUAAUUACUAAGAUAUAGAGUACUGCAUUUUGGAACGUUUUACACUGCCAAUAUAUUUGAAUUGUUAUGAAUGAUUAAAAUUUAUUACAUGUACCGUUUUUGCCAUAGUUGGAAGCUAGUCGAAAUAAGGUUCUUUGAGCAGCUGUGUAACUAUCUGUAAUUUAAUACAGUUGGUAAUUAAACAAUUAAAAAUUAUUUUUAUAUAGAUACAUUUAAAUUUUUAUACAUGCGUUUAAAAUAUACAUAUUACAGUUUUCAUGGGAUUGGAAUCCAAUGUUUUACUUUCAAUAAAAAAAAAGACGCGUAGGUUUAAAUAUGUUUUUAUAAUUGAAAUUUUGUAUAGAUUUUACUUGAAUGCCGAUUGUUUUAUAUUGUACUCAAUUGUAUUCUUACAUAUGUACAAAUCUUGUGUACCUUUAAUAGUUUAUAAUAAAAUGUACGAAUACAGGUAA